AUGAGAAUUAAAGACAGAAAUAUAAAAGUACUGAAUUAAAAACAUCGUAAUUUGAAUACACACUUGUUUUCAGCGUUCAUCAUUUAGGAUUACUCGUGUGAAGAAAAAACCACCAUGAUGCUUUAUAAAGGAUUUCUCCUUUUCCUGUUGGCUGCUCCUGGAGACGUUGCUUCCUUAUCUUGUUAUUCGUGUAACAACGUUGACAGUUUAGAUAGUUGUAAAACUAUUACAACAUGCGGAAAAAGAGAGUCAUGUUUCAAACGUUUACAAAAGAAAGGACAAUCUGCCUCAUUCACACUCGGAUGUACACAAAAUGAAAAUUGCGGUAGCAUACCAGUAUACACUAACGUGUCAAAGUUGAGCAAUGGUCAACUGAUACAAGAAUGUGAAGAAUGCUGCGGUGUUGAUCAAUGCAACAAAGACCUCUGUAACUACAAAACACCUCCCCCAUGCAGCGAUAAUACAGAAAACUGUGCAUUCUGGAACAAAGGUUUCGACAUCUGUGAAGAUAUCCAUCAAGCCAAGUUAGUUUGUCGUAAAUUCUGCAAACUGUGUGAUCUAGUUGACGGAAACUGGGCCGAUUGGUCAUCGUGGUCAUCAUGUGACGUCACAUGCGGUCACGGAAAACACACACGAAUCAGAACGUGUACCAACCCUGCACCUGCAUACAAAGGUCUUGAUUGUAACGGAACUAAGUCAGACUUUAAACCGUGUACUCGGCCAUUAUGUCCAGUUCAUGGGGGCUGGGCGGGAUGGUCAAGUUGGGAGUCAUGCCCUGUAACAUGCGAUAUAGGUAUACAGAAGAGACAUCGUACAUGUACUAACCCGUCUCCUCUACGACAUGGCGAUCAUUGCUUUGGGGAUACGAUGGAUGUCAGACUGUGCAAGCAAAACCCAUGUGAUGAAUCAAACUCAUCUGUUGCAUUUAACGCCUACUUUGUUACGGACUGCAGUCCAAGAGCUGGCCAGACUAUGGUUUUUUCUAAUAUACUUAUGAAUGAAGGAGGAGCAUACAACCCGUCCACUGGUGUGUUUGUUGCCCCUAAAGAUGGAACGUACAUCUUUAAUGCUCAGCUAUGUAUAAUUAAACAAAAAACUCUUAGCUUUGAUAUAAUGGUAGGAUCAAAGGUUUAUGGGACCGCUUACGGACUUGAUUACUACUAUAGUAACUGCUACUCGACACAAGCAAUUGCACAAAUGAAAUCAGGUGACAAAGCCUUUGUUCAAUGGAAAUUAGGGACACAUACUGGUAAUGUUGUUCCACAAAGUACAUACUACAGAAAUUCUUUCUCUGGAAAAUAUUCAAAUCCCUAAUUGUUACACCGAACAAAAUGAUUUCUCAAGAAUUAUAUUUCACAAAAGAAAGGAAAUGUAAAUCAUCUAUUUUAAAAACUUAUUCAUCUUUAUUUGUUUAACAAAAAAUGAAACUAUUGAAGAAGUGAAUAUGUCAUGUAAAGAAUAUUUGUUGGCUUAAACUACAACUACAUGAAUUAU
This is a messenger RNA of Ruditapes philippinarum (Manila clam), 1494 nucleotides long. Its product is annotated as coadhesin-like. Lineage: Eukaryota; Metazoa; Mollusca; Bivalvia; Venerida; Veneridae. The record is from RefSeq and is a predicted model, not a curated record. Gene Ontology annotation, molecular function: protein binding. The coding region runs from base 115 to 1314 and encodes 399 amino acids. The transcript is spliced from 9 exons.